AUGGAGAAUGGAAGCAUCUCAACUGUGACUGAAUUUGUCUUCAUUGGCUUCCCCCAGCUCCAUAAUGGUGGCCUCCUGUACUUCUUUCCUUUACUUUUCAUCUAUACCUUUGUUGUUAUUGGGAACUUACUGAUUUUUGUUGCAGUGAGGAUAGAUACACGUCUCCACAAUCCCAUGUAUCAUUUUAUCAGUCUCUUCUCAUUCCUUGAGAUGUGGUACACCACAGCUACCAUCCCUAAAAUGUUAUCUAAUCUAAUCAGCAAGCAAAAGACUAUCUCUUUCAUUGGUUGCCUCUUACAGAUGUACUUCUUCCAUUCGCUUGGAAACACUGAAGGGUUUUUGCUCACUGUCAUGGCCAUUGACAGGUAUAUAGCCAUCUGUAACCCACUCCACUAUCCAACAAUCAUGACACCCCGGCUCUGUGUCCAACUCUCUGCAGGCUCUUGCGUCUUUGGUUUCCUAAUCCUUCUACCUGAGAUUGUGUGGAUUUCAACUUUACCUUUCUGUGGUUCCAAUGAAAUACAUCAGAUCUUCUGUGAUUUCACCCCUAUACUGAAUUUGGCCUGUACUGAUGCCUCAGUGAUCCUGGUCCAAGAUGUGAUUCAUGCUCUUGCUAUUCUAUUAACAAUUCUGAUUAUUUCUCUUUCUUACAUCAGAAUUAUCAUCGUGAUCUUGAAUAUCCCUUCAGCUGAAGGCCGCAAAAAGGCCUUCUCUACCUGUGCUGCCCACAUUGCCGUCUUUGUGUUGUUCUUUGGCAGCGUGAGCGUCAUGUAUCUUAGAUUUUCUGCUACUUAUUCACCUUUCUGGGACACCACCAUUGCUCUAGCAUUUUCUGUACUUGCUCCUUUUUUAAAUCCUAUUAUAUACAGUUUGAGAAAUAAAGAUAUGAAAGAAGCUAUUAAAAAGCUCCUUUGUUCUCAAAAGGAUUUUAAUAUAUCUAAGUAA
Elephantulus edwardii (Cape elephant shrew) is the source of this 945-nucleotide messenger RNA. Its product is annotated as olfactory receptor 6K3-like. The record is from RefSeq and is a predicted model, not a curated record. Gene Ontology annotation, cellular component: membrane. The transcript has a single exon. Bases 1 to 945 code for a protein of 314 amino acids. Gene Ontology annotation, biological process: G protein-coupled receptor signaling pathway. Gene Ontology annotation, molecular function: olfactory receptor activity; G protein-coupled receptor activity. NCBI's taxonomy places the organism in Eukaryota, Metazoa, Chordata, Mammalia, Macroscelidea, Macroscelididae.